Messenger RNA from Struthio camelus australis, 16438 nucleotides. The record is from RefSeq and is a predicted model, not a curated record. NCBI's taxonomy places the organism in Eukaryota, Metazoa, Chordata, Aves, Struthioniformes, Struthionidae.
CACUUCUGGCCCUCUGCUAUCACAUGAUGAGCCUACUGCACAAACGCAGCAGACUUGAAACAUCCAAAAAUGCCAGAGUUAACUCUGUAUCACUACAGAGAGCAGCAAUGGGAGUGUACAGUUUUCUAUUGAAAAGUUCUCUCAAGAGCUCAUGAUUUUUUUCCAUCGCCCCUCUUAACGUUUCUACUACUCAACAGCCAUGGCUCACCACGCGAGGCCUUCCAGAUUAGUCAAAAAGGAAGAGUUAGGCAAAAGGAAAACUAACCAAGGCAAAAAGAAAUCUAGCCAAGUGAGAAAAAAAACCACAAAGACUUCCACAAAAGCUGUUAGUUCUGGAAAAUGCAAAAAGACAGCACAAGAAAAAGAUGUUAAGAAAAAACAGCAAGAAAAGAAACCAAUCAUGAGCUCAUCAGGUAGACUUCUCAGGAGCAGUGUAACCAGAACCUUAUCUGGAGCAUCUUGGGUGAGUUUGGAGAAAGCUGACAAUAUUCUCUUUCAUAACCAGGAUUCUUUCAACAUCAAUGGCUUUACAAUGUCUCUCCGUAACAGAUCAUUCUCCCGUAGAUUGGCCCAAACUCCAACAAUUGCAAAACCCAAGAAAGCUGCAGCACAGAAAAGGCUAGAAACAAAGGAAAAACAUGAACAAGUAGCCCUGGCAGUAGUAGAAGAAAAAAAUGUUGAAGCAGGCGAAAGCGUUUUGCAACAAGAUAUAGCACAAAAUGAAUUAGCUUCUCUUCCUGGAGAGGAUAUGCCAUGCAGUGCAGACAAAGAGCCUGCCACCAAAUGUGAUAAUCAAGACAAAGAGAGAGAAAUACCUGAAACAAAUGACUCCAUUCCAAACAGUCAGGUAGCUGAUUGCAGUACGGAAGGGUCAGAGGUGGAGUAUAAGCAAGAAGACCUGCCCUGUGAGCAGACACCCAACCAUCUCAAUACGGGUAGUUCAGUCGAAGCAUUUGUUGAAAAUGCUGUGCUUGUGCUUCCAUCUUCUGAUUCUGUAAUCACCUCUGAAUCAAACUCAAAGGUACUUUUAGAGAUUCCCUUUGAUCUGGUGCCUAACAGUAAAGAACCUGAUUUCAAGUCCAACUCUGUCAAUACCUCAGACCUCAGUUCAGCAGUACCGUUAGAAGAGUUGGGCCCACUCGCUGAAUCCCAUGUCCAAACAGAGUUGGAUCUGGUGCUAGCUAAUAAAGAACAUGAUUUGAAUUCUACAUCUAUAGUUACCUCUGAACUUAACUCACAAGAACGUUUAGAAGAUUCAAGCUCACUUGCAGAAUCCUGCUUAAAAGUAGACUGGGAUUUAGAGUCUGUGAAUAAAGAACCUGUUUCAAACUCCAACUCUGUUGCUGCCACUGAAUCAAAUUCACUUUUACAUUUUGAAGGCUCAAGUUCAUUUACAGAAUCCCACAUAAAAGUGGUUGUGGAUUUCAUACCUGUGCACAAAGAACUUAACUCAAAUUCUGAUCAGAGCUGUACAAGGGAGAAUUCGGGACCUGACUCAAAAAAUACAUUUACAGUAUGUGAACCAGCUUCCCAUACCUCUUUAAACAACAUUGAAGUGGAGGAAAUUGAACAGCUUGUUAAAUGUAUUAAUGCAGAAACUUCAGCUUCAAAUUCAGGUAAUGUCCCCACUUCAUCAUCUGAUGAGGAAAAAAGCACAGGGGAUAAAAUCUUCAGUGAAAGCUCUGGACAAUUCUCUGAAGGUUUUGUUUCAGUGUUGCCUUCAAGCACAGGAAUCUCUGCUGUUGCCUCUGAAAAAGCCAUAAAUGUAGAUUUGCGAGCUGACUCAAGACUGCAGCAUAAUGAUUAUUCAUCACAGCUGGAAAGUGUUGGAAUAAACUUGAAUUUGGUUCAGGACAACAUGAGUGACAGCACUGAAGCAGUAGAGGCCUCAGGGCCAUCCUCUCUUACAAAUCCGGCUUGUGAUUACCCUGUUCCAUAUUCAUCUUUGCUCCCUAUGCUAGAAAAAAAGAAACGAAGGCGUUGUGGAGUCUGUGAACCCUGUCUGCGGAAAACAAAUUGUGAAGAAUGCAGCUGCUGCAGGAAACGCAAAACUAGUCACCGGAUAUGUAAAAAGAGAAAAUGCGAAGAACUGAAAAAGCCACCACCACCAAUAGCGCUACCUUUUGAGGUUCUAACUGAAAACAAAAGACCUCAGAGGAGGAAGCAAAGAGUUUUAAAGGCAAAUUUAGAAAACAAACCAGUAAAUGGCCGCAGACCAGAACUCAUGGAAUGCAGUAUAUGUGGUCAUGGUGAAAAAUACAGGGUGAAAAUAAACCAAACACUACCCCUUGAAAAUGUACAGUCUAAGGAGAAAGAAAGAAUGACAGGCUUAGAAGCAGAGAAGUGGGCACAUAACGAGAAGCCGUCUUUUGGUGUCCAUGUCAAUGGAGAUAUCCAUGGAACUGUGACAGGGAACGAACACUUGAAAAAUGCUGAAGAAAGUGAAAGAGCAGUCUCUCCCAGUCAAUUAGCUGAGCCAAAAAAGUCAUUUGCACAAACCCUCAGAAAUGGCAUAAAAACCCUACAUUAUUCACCACCAGAGUCAGUUGUGUCCCUGAAGAAAGUAUCUGCAGAGGAAAGAACAGAUUUGACAAGCAACUCCCAUAUGCAUUGGACGAAGGCUGCUAAUCUGAAUGACAUUGUAAACACCCUGACAACUGGUGUUAGUUGCGUUCACACAGGAAAACAAGGAAAUGUUUUCAUGACACAGAAAAACUGCACUUGUGUGGUCCUUCAAGAUUCUGAUAAGUUGGUUUUGCAGACUGGUUCCAUUUCGGAUCUGGAAGAAAGUUCAUGUUGUUCUCCACUGCCUGACGAGGAAGCUCCUGCAGAGAAGGAUGGCAUUAAAACACCCGACCAAGAGACCCAGCAGAAGAAUUCUUUUCUCCAGCCCACUUUCUUGUCUCUGAUUAAAAACAGAAAUUUAACCGUAGAGCAGGUUGUAGCUAUUGAAGCUUUAACAAAAUUAUCUGAAGCCCCUUUAGAAUCAAUUUCACCAGCUAAAACAGAAAGUACUGAAUAUACAGCAGAAACAACUUCCAACUUGCUCCAGAGUUACAAAAGGGAUAUUUCAUCCUCCUUUACAUCUCCUACGUUGAAGGAAAUCAAGGACGCUUACUUGCAGAAUGAACAGCAACUCUUGUCUCAGUGUGCUGCCUCACAGAAGCAGCUCCCUAAUAAGGCAGUGUUGUACAAUGGACAAAGUUUGAUUUCUGAAUUGCAUGAUAAACCUGCCAAUCUGGCUGGUGAGAUGUAUAAAUUACACUUAUCCUCACAGGAUACCAAAAUUGUAUCUGAUGUAACAUCUAAUGCAAAACCAUUUUCAGGUCAUACUACCAAGAACAGUUAUAUGCACGAUCAGGUCACCCUUGCACGGUAUUGCAGUGCUUCAUGUAACAUCCAGCAAACAAGUAACAACUUGGAAAUUCUUGCCCAUUUAGAGCAAAAGCCAACCUGCAAUGAUUUGAACUUGAAAACUAAUUGUUCAAUUAAAGAAGGAGGAAUUCACAGCCAGGAUGAAGAGGAUGUAGCUACUCAACUAACUCAACUUGCAGCAUUAAUUGAAUCAAACCAGACAAAUCCAGAGCAGAAGAAUGACAUUAAGGCGUCACUGCUCAAUCUAAUAUCACAGGAGAGGCAGCCAAAACAUAACCAAGAUCAAUGCCUGUUGCAGAAAAAACAAACUGUAUUUCUUAGGCAUAAUUAUAGUUCCUUACUGUUAAAGCAAAGACAACCAACAAAUAAAAAAGGAAAUGCUCUACCGUGGAAACCAAGACACAAAAAGAAGCCUCAAGAAACACGCUAUCAACAAAAUAAUCAAAACCAGCUCGAGCUGUUGCCGUGCCAACGAAGUGAGUUACAGGACAUUUGGAUAUCAUCAAAACUGCACAGGCUGGGUCAAACCAUGCUGCAAGACUCCAGAAUAGGUGCAUCAGAAAAAAAAUCUCCAAGAACCAAAGUACAGAAAGCACUGAAUCAAAAUACUUCAUCAUCCCAAGAAAAAACUAGAUUAUUUCUCCCACAAACUCAGAUAAAGUUCCAUAGAUGUUUACCUGAGGUACCACAGGAGAAAACAAAAGACAGGUUGUUUGGCUGCGAAGCGGUGAAUGAGGAAGUCAAAGCUGCAGGCUCUGGUGACCCGCUACGUAUUGAUCCGCAGAAAAAUGAUGUUAUUACAUGUAAUCAGUAUAGUGACGUGCCCUCCCGUAAUCCUGUGGCUGUUUCACAGUUGAAAACAGCAUGCUUGUUAGACAGACCAAGUGAAAAUGUACAGAUGUUUACAGAAAAAAGUAAUUCUCAGGUACAGCAAGCAGUGAACAGUGGUCAGACACCUCCUUUGCCUCAGACUCUUAGCCAGUCUAACCUGAGAGCGAACGAAAUGCAGAGAGACGACAAAUCCUGUUUUCAGCGGGAUGCGGUCGAGCAAGUAGAUGCAAAGUUGCAGCCACGACCUGUUCCCUGCAGCGGGACCCAUGUGCCAGGGGCCGCAGAAGCUCUCAGGAAUAUCGAGUGCGCAGGUGAAGUUACUGUUCUGACGGCGACAAAUUUCGGUACGGACCAGCCACAGAGCGCAGGGGACUCGGGGUGUUCUCCAGCAAAGAACACGCUCAGCAGUUUUCUUGAAUCACCUAUGAAGUUUCUUGACACCCCUACGAAAAAUUUAAUAGAUACGCCUACGAAGAAAGGACAGUCUGAAUUGCCAACUUGUGACUGUGUUGAGCAAAUUAUAGAGAAAGACGAAGGCCCAUAUUACACACACCUCGGGACAGGACCGAGUGUUGCUGCUGUGAGAGAAAUAAUGGAGAACAGGUAUGGAGCAAAAGGAAGCGCUGUAAGAAUAGAGGUAGUGGUUUAUACAGGAAAGGAAGGAAAAAGCUCUCAGGGGUGUCCAAUUGCCAAGUGGGUGAUACGAAGAAGUAGUGAUGAAGAAAAGUUGCUGUGCUUGGUACGUCAGCGUGCAGGACACCACUGUCAAACUGCCGUCAUAGUGAUUCUUAUAUUGGCCUGGGAAGGAAUCCCUCAUCUUCUGGCUGAUACGCUGUACAGAACUGGCCGUAGAUGUGCGUUAAAUGAAGACCGUACGUGUGCAUGUCAAGGACUUGAUCCAGAAACUUGUGGAGCAUCAUUCUCAUUUGGCUGUUCAUGGAGUAUGUAUUUCAAUGGCUGUAAAUUUGCCAGAAGCAAAAACCCCAGGAAAUUUAGGCUUCUGACUGAUGACUCUAAACAAGAGGAGCUUCUUGAAAAUAACUUGCAAACUUUAGCUACUGAUGUGGCUCCAGUUUAUAAAAAACUUGCUCCUGAAGCUUUUCAGAACCAGGUGGAAAAUGAACACAUGGGCCCAGACUGUCGGCUCGGAUCCAAGGACGGUAGGCCUUUCUCUGGUGUAACAGCUUGCAUAGAUUUCUGUGCCCAUGCCCAUAAGGACACGCAUAACAUGCACAAUGGAAGCACUGUGGUCUGUACAUUGACAAAGGAAGAUAACCGGAGAGUGGGGGUGAUUCCAAGUGAUGAGCAGCUCCAUGUGUUACCUCUUUACAAAAUUUCACAAACAGAUGAAUUCGGCACUGAAGAGGGAUUGGAAGCCAAGAUAAAGGCUGGGGCAAUACAGGUGCUUACAGCUUUUCCCAGAGAAGUACGAAUGUUAGCUGAGCCUCUUAGAGCUACAAAGAAAAAGAAACCAGACACAAGGAGGACCCCGACUGAAAAGCAGGCGUUAAUAGAUAAAAAAUAUUCAACACCAGUGAAGCUGAAAACUGAAGCACCAGAAAAUCUUAGCAACGCGCUGCAUUGUUUAGGGAACAAAACAGAUGCUUUAAAACCUGGAAUAAAAAUGGAGACUUCUGAUCACCUCUAUGCCAUGAAACAUACUUCAAACACUACUAAAAAUUGCUCUUUAUUAAAACAGUAUACAGCUUCCUCCCCCUUUAAGGUGGAUAGUUUACAUCCAUAUUCAUCAUUAGCACAUAAGCCUGACAUAACAGCAGUGACAAAUAUUCAACAAGAUUUUUCAGUUCCCUACGGGUAUUUUGAAUGCAGUAGUAAGCAACCUCACGUGACACCUUAUAUUAAUUGUAAGAACUUUGAUGUGUCGGUCAAAGAUUAUACUGGAAUUUUGCUGAAUGAUAAGAUGAAUGGUGUGCCACCAAUUCUUCCAGAUGUCACUGCUCCAGGCCCCCCAGCCCAUAAAGACCCCCUGCCCAGUAUACUUGAACAGCAGCCAGACAAACAGAAUUGUCAGCUUCAGUUAGACAAUUCUCCUUCUUCACAGAUGAUCAGCUCUUGUGAUUUGUCAGUACCGCUAAACUCUCCAGCAAAGGAUGCAGUCGGAAACGAAGCUGACUGUUCUCAUGGAUGCCCCAUGGAAAAGGGUAGCUCCCAUCAAGAACAAAUGUGUGACUUUGACUGUGUUGAUGAAAAACAAAACAGUGCACUGGGACAACCGACUGAUUCUGAAGAAAAAGCCGAGGAAAUGUGGUCAGACAGUGAGCACAAUUUUUUGGAUGAUGAUAUUGGUGGUGUUGCUGUGGCACCUUCUCAUGGUUCUAUCUUAAUUGAAUGUGCAAGACGGGAACUCCAUGCUACCACACCUAUUAAAAAACCCAACCGAAAUCAUCCCACACGCAUUUCUUUAGUUUUCUACCAACACAAAAAUUUAAACGAGCCAAAACAUGGUUUAGCAAUGUGGGAAGCAAAGAUGGCUGAGAGGGCAAAAGAAAAAGAAAAAGAAGCAGAAAGAUUGGGAACGGAAAAUACUGAACUAAACUCUAGCAGCAGGAAAGCAAAGCAAACCAGUGAAAACAGAGAGAUGUUUUAUGAAGACAAUGAGUUCAACCAAAUUCCAUCACGCAGAGCAUUAACAGUAACUAAAGAUAAUGUUAUAACAGUAUCUUCUUAUGCCCUCACCCGAGUUGCAGGGCCUUAUAACCAUUGGGCAUAGGUGUCAGUGUCAAAUGCCUCCUCUUGGUGCAGUGUUACCCAGUGUUUCUUUAAGGUGCUGUUAAAGAACAAGUCUCAUGUCGUUUACUAUUUGUUCAUCUCAACCAUUUUAAGGCUGAGGUAAAAAAAAAAGGGGGGGGGGAUUUCUUCUUAAACUGUGACUUUAACAUUUGGUGGUGCUCAAGCACAUUUUAAGCAAAAAAGAAAAAAAAGUUGUAUAGUUUUAAUACGUUCUAAAAAAGACUUUGUUUAGGUUAUUAACCUUGAUUGAAUCAUUCAGUUUAUUACCCUUAGGAAUUUAUAUUUUGGUGCUUUAAAUCAAGUCUGUUUACUACAAAAAUCAUUUAUAGGGAUUUUAACAGGUUCACAUUUUAUGGUGUUAAAUCAAGUUAUACAGUAAUAGCUCUACACAGCUCUUGGUGCUUAACCACAUUGAACAGUUAAAAAUAAAUAAGCUGAAUUAUUACUUCAUGGUGCCAUUGCUUUAACAACUUCCAACCAUUGCUAUAUAGUCCAAAUUGCAGGUGAAUCUUUUAGAAAACCAAUGAAUUUUUUUCUCUUUAGAUUUGUCACUAUGUAUGAAAUGAAAUUAUUGGUAAUGAUGGCUGGAAGUUGUUUUUAAGCUGUAAAUAUAUAUUUUAAAAGCACUUUCUAUUUUUAAAAUUAACUUGAAAUAGUAUAGUAUAAGGAUCAUAUUGUCUAAGGUUUGUGCAUACUCUACAGAAGAAAUCAUUUUAUUCUUGCUGUGUAGAGUUCCAUAUUGUUACAGCUGCAGUACGUAUGCUAAUAGCAUAUAUGAUUGUUUUUAGACUUGCCCUUUUUCAUUGAAGAUUUUAUGUUACAUAUAAACAACCAUUAUAAAAUACGGAAACUUUUAUUAUUUGCAAGUGAUAAUACAAAUAUGAAAUUAAGAAACAUCUUGCCAAUACAUGUGUUGCUAUUGGAAGUUAGGAGUACUAUUUGUUUUUUAAAGGCAGCAUUUGUUAUGAUUUAUUUGAGCAAUAAGUGCGUAACUCUCAUUCAUUUGGAGCAUUAUAAGUUAUACGACAACCAAAUGUUCCUCAUGCCUCAGGGGUAGGAUUGUUUUGGGAUAAAAUUACCCCCUAGAGUUGCCUUAUUCUAUUCUGAAAAAAUAAUUAAUUUGGAAAAAUACAAAAGAGGUGUUGGAAAAGCAAGCAAUUUCUAACACUUAACAGCAAAUUUUUAGUUAAGAAUAACCCGUCUGUAAUGUUCACCAGCUCAGGCUUUCUAAAUUCAAACAGUUUUUUUUUACAAAUAUGUUUUGUAAGAAUUUUAAGUGAUCUAUACAUGUCAUGUAGAAAGGGUUGUUGUAUUCUUCAUUCCAAACAUUUGACAUGUAUGUUCUCCGUUUCUGUUGAAAAAGUGACAUACCAUGAAAUGAGUAUUUGUGAAACCAGAGGAAAAAGAGACACUCCAUUACUUUCAAAUACUGUAGCAUCCCAUUCUUCUUUCUGAUUCUCCUCUCCUAUGUAUUUCUUUUUUAAACUUAUUUAUUUAAACAAAUUACCAAAUGACAGCGUUGGCUAAGGACCAACCUCAUCCUGCACCUUCUUCCAUCAGAACAGUUCUACUUAACUGUACCUGUCCCAUCGGAGCCAGGAGGCCUGCUCGAGUGGGGACUCCUCUCGUGUCCGAGAGCUGCAGGAUCAGGCCCAGAGAUGAAGCUGUACCUUAAUUAUGCCUCAGGAUUCUCCCCGGCUGGGUGACCCAUAGGUAUAAUGAGGUUAGAGUUCUCCAGUGUGAAAAUAUACUAAUAAUAUACUUGAUAAUAUUAUCAUGUAGUGGUGCUGCAACAAAGGAAUUCGAAAUAUCUAGAUUGGCUUUAUUUAAAACCUAGACAAGGUGCUUUUUUCUUGAAAAGCUGAACUGUAAUCAUUGUAUUUACAGUUUCAGUACGAAAAUUACAUGAAUUGUAUUUUUAACACAUAGUGCCAGUUAGGACCGUGGUGCUACAAAUACUUAAAUAUGGCCGUAGAUCAAUGAGAUUAUUCUCCUGUGUAAAUGUAUACGUGUAGUGUUUGCAGGAGCCAGGUCAGGUCUGGAGGAGCAAUCAGUAUGUAAUGACCUUGGAUUCAAUUCUACAGAUUCCUGUUAAAAUUAACAAAAAUGUUGAUGGCAGAGGAUGGCGGAAUUGGACCCAUUCUUUGUAUCUUACCUAUUUUAAGUAAAAUUUGUAAAACCGGGUAUGCUGCAAAUUUUAGUUCAAAGCUUAAUAUUAGUUCAGAUAGAGGAUAUGAAGGGAUUGUAAAUAAUAGUAAAACAAAACCAAUAUUAUGCCAUCAUUUUGUACCAGCAGUUUUAUGCUUCUUGACUAUGUAAUAUACAGUACACAUCAAAUCAUUAUGGUAUUUUGUGUGCCUUAGAUUUCCAUUUUAAAACUUGUAUAUUUUUGGUGAGCCUAAGAUGAGUAAGAAUUCCAGCUGUCCAUACAGUAAGUAGUACUGUACAUUCUCUAGCUGUUCCAUUAAUAUAUUUACUAUCUGAAACCCCUUGUCCUACACCGUGAUAAAUCAUUUACAGGAAAGAAUAGUUUAUUGUUUUCACUGAUAGUGCUGAUAGCUUUAGCUUGUAUAAUGCAAUCUGAAAAAUCAUUUCUCAUUCAGCACUCCUAUGUGAAUAACAUUCUUUCUACACAAAAUGAGUAAGUCACAGAGCCAUCUCUUUACCUUUUAAGAUGUUCCCAGCAUCAAAGUGGAUCAUUUUUACUUGAAUCUUCCCCUAUAAAGGUCAGUCUUUAACUUAUGUAUGAUUGAAACCUUCAAGAUAAAAAUGUUCCAUUGAAAAACCAGCAGCUUCCUCGAAGAACUGAGAAACGGAAAUAGGUGCAUAUAAAAGGAUACCUCCUAACAUAGCCCCUGGCAAGUCACCUCUCAAGUGACUGCAUCAGUAAGUCCGGGUCUACCUUAUUUGAAAUGGAAAUUUUAAAAGAGAAAAAUAAAUCUUAACGUAACAGUAAUGGUAUGAACUGGUAGGUGCUAAAGCUCACAGUUACUACUCUAUUAAAGAAUACUUUACGUGACAAAAAUACGUCACGCGUACAACAAAAUAUCAUUUGCGGUGCUCUUUCCUUGACUUGUCUAUUAACUAGCUACUUUUUCAAUGUAUAUCUAACAGGCAGGUUAGCUGGCCACUUUAUCUCCUGGUGUGGCACACAGCAGAAAGCUAAUAUUUUCUAUUACUGUACUGCGGUAUAGAAAAUACAACUAUUUACUGUUUUUACAACUGUGUGCUAUUUAUUGUAACAUUUCAGAGUAUUUAUCAGUCUUGUACACAAAAAAAAAAAAAAUUCUUUUGAGUUUGAGGAAGGUUAUCAUUUUAUAACAAUACUUUGUCUCCUGACAUUGGCAAAUUUGUGGGUGUAUUGCUUUCUGGCCCGCACAACCACUCUGUAACUUGCUCUUACCCCUUAACAAAGUCCUUCCAGCAUGGCCAGAUCAGAAACUGGAUCCAAAGUUAAGGUAGCUGCGAAGGGCUAGGUCAGACCAACAUACUUUGCUUGGUUUCUAGCAGCUGGCAUUAUGCUCUCAGUGAAAAAACAGUAGGUGGCUAUACAGAUGUAGGCUGAUGAUGGCUACUGAUGUAGGCUGUGUUUGUACUUUUUCACAGUACGCUAGCGAAAACUGUUCUGAUCCAACAUAGGACACCUUUGACCUCCCAGAAGAAAUGUGUCCCAUCCCUUCCUCUAGUGGGUCCAGUACUACCACUCCAUCUUCAGUUUGAAGGAAAGGAGUAACGCUUUCUGCAGAAGUCAGUUCUGUUCGAGUCACUGGUUCCCUGCUGAAAUUACUGCAGUAGUGCCCAAUUAAACAGUGAAUUUUACUCAUGCAGUUUUCUCUGCUCUUUAACGGAUUUGCAACAUGCUAUCUUGUAUUACAGAAAACAACAAUAAUUACUUUUAUAAAAUGUUUUAGUUGCAAGAUCCCAAAAGUUUUUAAAGAACUCAUAAUUAUUUGUGACUUGCUAGCUAGAGCAGUUGUAUUCAGAUCUGUCUAAGCUAACUCUUAUUUAGGAAUAACUGCUGUUUGAAGUCCUUAUCUCAACUAUGACAGUGCUUCUCUGUACAGAAAACAGGAAAUAACUAUAGUUUCUUAAGCAACAGUUUGUGUUAAGCAUGGGAAAAUGGCAGCUUCUUCAGUAGUUAGGAUUACUUGUAACAUACAACAGGUUUUUUUCUUUUUUAAAAGAUCUUUUUAACAGCAUUGCAGUAUUAGGCUAAAUUCAGUGGGUUACAUUUGGGUCCUGUAUACAUUGCUGCAGCCCUGUUGACUGCAAUGUGCUAAUUUAUCAAGCCUUCAAGCAAUUUUCAUAUUUAACUGGAUGGAUACUGAUACUAUCGACCGAAGUUCGUGCCUACUCGGAUCCCUGCAACCCUACCACAAUUAUAACAGGGCUUGCAAGGACAGAAGGAGAGAGAUUUGGAAUAAAUGUUGUUGUACUUUUGGUUAAAUACAGAGGUUCAUGGGAAAUAUUGUUGGUAGCCAUGAUAAGUGAUUCAAAGGCUGUAGAAAGGCAUAAUAUCUUCACUACAAGUUUUAAGGCAUGCAAGACCAUUGGGUCUCUUUCAGACCCCUUUCAGGCUUCUAUUCUUGACACCUUUUUUAGUUUUUCUUAUUCAGUGGGUUGCUCAGCAAGAAAGAUUUUAUGGAAACGUAUGAAUAAAACUGUAUCUGCAUGCUUUAUAUGUAAAAUGUAAGGUUCAAACUGCCCUUUAAUCUCCUAUGAAAUUUAUCUCUCUUUGAAAUUAGCUUCCUAUUUCAAGUGGUCGUCAGCUUUCUAAUCCAGUUACUUAUAAAUAACUUUUCUCCAUUUUUGACAGAAAUCCUGUAAUCUCUGUGCAAACAGGAAGAAAUAAGCACACCCUCAAAUACAUGAACAACUAAAUUGCAUUCCACUUCCACACUCUUUAUACAUAACAGCAAUGUAUUCCUGCAGUGUUCAGUGAACUCUCUGUCAGCUUCAUGGCACCCUUUCUUUAAUCUGUGUAUACAGAGAAGGUAGCAAGCGCUGCUGUCAUCACCGGUCUGCUCAUUCUUCCCGGGAUCAAGUUGGAGAAUGAGGAAAGCUAAUCGGACACAAAGCAUUAAUAAGUUACGGAGCUGUGAAGGAUGCAGUUGGCUUUUGAGCCAGCCUUCUCUGUGCGCAUCUGUGGCUGCCAGGGUACUUCUUUCUAUUGAUACUUUUCUUUGGUGCACCUUAUUUUAAAUACAUAAGGUUGGACACAUUUGGGGCCUUCUUUGAUCUUAAGAGUGGCCAAUGUCAACAGUCCUGAAGAUAUGCCUACUUUGCGUUUUUGUGGAAUAGCAGAGAAACUGUGGCUUCAAUGUCUUCUGGAAUUAUCUGAUACUGUAGUCAAACAGUUUUCACAGGUUGUUUAGGUUGUCCUUCAGUAUGUUGCUGCAAAAGUAAAAUUGCAUAAAGGAAGAGAUUUAUACUUGAGGUUUUCCCAAAGACCAAACGUUAUUAACAGUAAUACUUCAUCAGGCAUCUAUAUAUAUAUAUAUAUAUAUAGAUCGCUUAUUUCUUCUAAAGAGUGAUUUAAAACAUAUUUCAUGUGUAUUUUGUUGCCAUCAUAGUAAACAUUUUGAGUAAUUUCAGAAGAGUGAGUUCAAUUUUUAGUUUAAUGCUGUAAUUUGUAUACUUGUUUCCUAAAUGGUGACAUUUCAUUCUCAACAUAGCACUGUGUUAUCUCCCUCAAGAACAUUUAAUUUUACUAGUGUCAGUUAGCAGGUAUCGCUUUCAGGUAUCGCUUUCUAAUCCAAUAGAUGACGGUGAUACUGCAGCUGCCUUUCUUAGUCCAUGGUGUCCUUAUGGAUCGUCUCCUGUGGUUAGUUAUUUUGACAGUCAGCACUAGGUUAUACCAUAAUCUGCUGUUGAAUGCUUUAAACGCUUACAGCUACUCUAGGAGUUUUCCAUUAACUCCCUGUAGCUCUACUUUAUUAUCCGGCAGUAGCAAUAUAGAUGUCAGCCUACUUGUGAAUUUUUUUCUCCCAAACUGUCUGUGCAUUGUAUGUAAAUCAGCUAAUCUUCAUCUCAGGAAUACCAUAAGAAUUUAUUCUUUUUGUGACUCUUCCAAAAUUUCUUUCUUCCAGUCACCUUUUAUCUUUUAAACAGCAGUUUGUUUCUUUUUUAUGGUUUUAAUUCAUGUUCUCUUACGUGGAGCCUAGAAUAUUGCAGUUUGAUAAUUUUUCAUUCCAAGAGAAGAGAGAGAGACAUUCCAUUAUCUUUCAGUGUUUUCUUGUUUCUAAGUCCAAUUAUAAUAUUUCCAAUUAAUUUUUUGAACUCUUGAUGUUGUAAUUGUUACACUCUGUUCUUAUAUUGGCAAGUAGCUGAACAGAAGACAUUUUGCAAUACCAGCAAACUAACUGCUCACAGGCAUGAUUCUCCAGAGUUGAAUGUUUUUCCCUUCUAUUGCAAGCAUCUCGUCAUGCCCUCUUUUCUUGUGAAUUGCCCUAUUAGUUCUGUUCAAAUCCUGACAUAAGACAGACUCUGCAGACUGUGUACAAUUACAAGAGCAGAAGUGUUUCUUUGCACCUUCUGGUUAUAUCCCUGUGCAGAGAUCAGCCAUAGCCCUUGUGAGAAGCCUGAGUAUUGCCUAAGUUAAAUGCCUUAACUGACGUUGGACUGCUUGGAAAAGAGUGGAACAGUAGAUUUUUUUUUGUUCUUCCUCUGCAGCGGCAAGUGGAACUGAUUGAGCUUGAACAGAAAAUAAUUAAAUAUGAUCUGCCUUUUUUUAAAGGGUAUAGGAGUAUCAGCAUCACUGUUUCUCUCUUUUGAGAUACAAACAUGUAAGAAUCCUUGUUUCACUCUCAUUCCUCAUUUCAUCCCAAUGGUGUUUGGAAUGCCUAACCACGUACUCAUCACUUUAGCUUUAAAUUAUACAAGAUGCUUCUCAGUGCCGUAUCCUUAAUUCUUCCCACAACAGCAUCUUUUUUUCUACUGGACCAUUAUACACAUCAUUUUUCCAUCUGUAUUUAUUUUAAAAUGCUAGAAUCUUCCAACAGUGUACUUGCAAUGAAUUCAAGACUGGGGUGCUAAAGAAGUUAUGUUAAGGUGACUGACUCUUGUUUGGUGCGACAAGUUGACAAUGCUAUUCUCAACACUUUGCACACCGUACCAGCUUUCCUCGUAAAGUGAAAGGACACAGGUUGUAGACCUGAAAAAAGUACAUAGGUAAGAAGCAGGACAGAUGUGGCAGUUAACCUACAGAGCUACCAGUUACAGUAGAUGAACUGUAUUCCAAAGAAGCACUGUUGCAAUGGAGCAAGGGAACUGUUCAGUAUUGCAGUUGUUGCCACAGAACAUUUUAGUCACUGUUGUGGAAAGUUUUGUGAAAUGAAUGAUUGAUAAAUAUUUUACAUGUAUAUCUGUAUUUUUGUUAUAAUAUUGUAAUGGAAAAGGGUCUAGGGUUUGGGUGUGUUUUUUAAAUAAGAAUAAAGGGCCUGACUCUCAUUUACACUACUGUCCCUCGCAUCACGUUAAAAGGAUAAAGGGGCCUUAAAUGGCUAUGCCUUUAGCUGACAUCCUUUGGAAUAUCCCUUUACACUGGUAGUGGUAUAAAAGGUCAUUAGUGUAAAUGAGAACUGUUACCAAAAGACUGAUUUGUACAAUCAUCAGAAAUCAAUUUCAUGAUAUCCCUAUUGCAGACAUAUUGGCCAGUAACACCCAGAUUGUUACUAGUUUAGAAAUAGGUUGAAAAGAAACUGGUCUAGUUUGUUUUGUAACAGGUUAUAAGUAUUCAUUUAUAUUGGCUGUCCUUCUUCCAACCUUGUCUACAAAGAGAAUGUGGUAAAAGAUGUACCUCAAGAUAAUGCCCUGGCCAGAAAUUUAGCAGAAUUGUGAAUAAGUUUGGGCAAUUUUUUCUUCAAAUAAUUACUUGCUUUUUUUCAUUAUUUGAUCCCUUUUAUUUGAUCACAUAAAAUGGGGUUGUGAGAAUCUACUUAGGGCCAUUCUUUGCUGACUUAAGACCCAGCAGGGUGUGCAGUACUCUGAUGUUGCCGCAGUGGGGUGAAUUUUGAGACACAAAAUGAAAAGCGAACACUUUCUGUCUACCCUAAUUGCAGUGAUACGAGGCAGUGACAAAGUUGGCCCUGUUCUACAUGCUUGAGUCAUGCAAAGCUUCCUUUGCAGCCAGUGGGUGCACUGUGUGAGCAUCAAGCCCCACUGUAUUCCAGUUAUGAAAUGUUUCUCUUUCAAAAAAGAGAAAUACUAUUUUUGAGAAAAACAAAAUCCUCUAUUUUCAUUCUUAACUUUCUAAACUGUAGUGAUACUGUAGAACCUACUGAGAACAGAUUUUAUGCUAACUUUGUGAAUGCCAGUUGUGUGAACCCACGCAACUCAAAAAGUCAGUGUCUGAACUUGUGAGUCUCUAGUUCUCAAAAUUAAAGAUAACUGUAGGCCAGAAAAGCAAACCUGCUUGAUUGAUAUCCCAAUAUCAUUAAAAGAAAGCCACUUCUAACUAAUCCAAACAUUUAGAUGCUUCAGGCUUUAAAAAUUAAUUAUUCUAAGAUUAUUUGUUCAGUUUGGAAGAGGACAGCUCUUCAUAAUGUGACAGUAUUAUACUAGGUCAAAAAUGCUGUUUAAAACUUGGUAUCAUAAGAAAGAACAUUAAUUUGUAAGGGCACAACAUACUAAAAUGCUAUGGCUAAUGAAUUUUUCCCUGCUAUAAAAAAAUUAAUUAAUGGUAUGCCAAAGCAAACUACAAAAAAUUGCCAGCAUUUUCUUUUUUCUUCUUCUUUCUUUGUUUCUCCUUCUUUCUUUGGGAUGCAUUUGAUAUUUAUUUUUGAGCUCUGAAUUUGAGGUUUUGGAUUAUUUCCAGUUACCAACCUACUGUAUUUAGAUCUGAAACAUAAAAUAACUUUUUAAAAACAAAAGAAGCUUAUGUACAGGGAGAAAAAAAUAAUCAGAAUGAAAAAGCACUUCAUUAUGUCACAGUAUUUACAGGAGAAAGUAUGAAAGUUACUUCCUUUUUUGAAAAAUAUUUCUCUCCUAGUUUAACUGAGCAUAGCUUCAUAAGGCUAAUGGAGCUGUGAAGAGUUACGCUAGCUGAGGAACUGAACCUUAAAAUCUUCUUUGCAGACAAGGGAACCCUUACCAGCAGUACUUGAAGACUUGUGAGUUGUGACUGCAUGUUACUUGAAAGAUCUAAUUAAGCUAUGUUUUUUGGUGCAAGCAGUUGUUGUACAUGAUUUCAUGUUUAUGUAGCAAGAUGCAUUGAAAUGUUGAUACUAGUAUUGAAACAUACAUGUAAAAAUUGUUGUUGUGGAAAUUGUCUGUUCUGUUCUAUUUUUCUUGUGUGUCUCAUCUGUUUAGAACGUAAACUUUCAUUUUUUUAUUGUCCUAACUGAAUAAGGCUAAAUGAAUACUGUAAUUGAAAAUAUAUUUUAAAUCUUGUCAUGAGUUUUUAAAAAGACUAUUACAAAUUGUAUCAUUCCUGAUUACACAGAACUUUGUGGGUGGUUUUAAAUAAAUUUUAUACUUCUAU